GGUUCCUGAGAAAGAAAAAAAGACCGUUGUCACACGAGCCGCACGAGGACGUUGUAGGUAUGUUGUCCUGCUGCAAUGCUGUCGUGUCCAGGUGAGCCGGCAGGAAGAGCCCGAGGGCUUGAUCAGGGCAGUGCUGUGCAGUCAGGCUGUCCUCUGUAUAAAUGGAGCUCGGUGGGGACUUGAUGGAGGUGCCCUGUCCAUUGCAUUUUGACUUCCCUAUUCAAGAUGAACGUCUCCUAUUCAAAGAUUUGCUUAAUGCAUGCUUCUUUUUUCCAAAGAUGUGCCUGUGGAUAUUUAUUCCUAUUGUUAUACGCAGGGUAUAGAACACGCAUGAAUUCUACGGUACUCUGAAUCAUGCUUUUAAAAGAACUACGUUUCCCAGAGGUCCUUGCAGACACCAGGCUAUUGUCCCGAACCUUGUUUGUGCACAGCCGCCUCAGACAGAUACGACGGAGUCCGGUGUGCUUCGGAUAGUUUUGCUGUCGGUUACGAGAGCUAGCAGGAGAAACAGACAUCGGCGGCGGGGUUAUGUUGUGCACUGCAAGGUUAGUUCGGACUCCCGCAGAGAGAAUGCUGCACAACCGUCUUGGGCCAAACCCAGGAUCGAGGUAGUGACAACGCUGUCAUUGCGAGGCAUUGAUCUCAUCUAAGCACCAUUUGCUCAAGACGUCAGUAAGAAGAAGGAGAGGUUAAGAGCUUGUGUUGAAACCCCUCCUAACCCGAAAUAACAGGGGAAGGACUCGCCAUUUAAAAAAAGCAACGUUUCUGUUUCUGGAUUCAACCGCUCUAGCGUAUCUCCAAACUGAAAAACGUGAUACAGGAAGUAACCUGCCAGCACCAGUCAGGUGCUGAUGCUGCUGGAGUGCUGAUGGGAGUGAGAUGUCAGCUUGAUCUGCAGUUUUAAGUUGCAGGAGAGGUCGUGUCAAAGGUAGUUUGCCUUUAACCAGCGUCCAGAAUGUCGGUCCCUGAAAAGACAACUGUGUUCAAGGAGGUGCCUGGAAAUGAGACCUACAGAAUCCCGUCCCUCCUCUACCUCGACGACGCGCAGACGUUCCUGGCCUUCGCCGAGAGCCGCUUGACGCGCAAUGAUACGGACGCGCGGUUUCUGGUGAUGAGCAGAGGAAGGAGACAGCAUGAAACUGUUGAGUGGUCGCUCCCUCAGGAGGUGACGUCCGCACGUCUGCCUGGCCAUCGCAGCAUGAACCCCUGCCCGGUGUACGAGCGGACCUCUCGCACCCUGUUCCUGUUCUUCAUCUGCGUCAAAGGGAAAACUUCGGAGUGCAAACAAAAAUUCUGGAGGAAAAAUGCGGCCAGACUGUGCGUUGUCAGGAGCAAGAACCACGGGGCGACCUGGAGUGACGUCACAGACUUGACGGCGACGGUGAUCGGCAGCGAGGAGAAGAACUGGGCGACUUUCGCUGUGGGGCCAGGUCACGGGGUUCAGAUGGGGUGCGGGAGGCUGAUUAUUCCAGCCUACGUCUACUACAUCCACAGAAGGUGCUUCGGCCUUCCUGUGGGCCUUAAGACUCACGCCCUGUCCUUCUACAGCGACGACGGCGGCGAGGCAUGGCACAGGAGCGACAUCCCCCGAAAGUCGGCUGUCGGGAUGAGCGAGUGUGAAAUGGCCGAGAUCGGAGACCACGACGGCCGCAGCUACCUGUACUGCAAUGCCCGUAGCACCUCCGGCUGCAGAGUGGAAGCCCUCAGCGAGACGAGGGGGCAGGAGUUUGACAGCCCCCACCAGGCGAAGAAGCUGGUGGAGACGGGUAAAGGCUGCCAGGGCAGCGUGGUCAGCUUCCCCGUGCCCCAGCGGUUCAUGGAGAGCGCCGGCCCGCGCCGCGGCGUGACUGCGGGCAGGUGGCUGCUCUUCUCUCAUCCCACCGACAGCAGAAACAGACGUAACCUGGGCGUCUACCUGAACCGUGACCCCUUGCACAGCUCCGGCUGGGAAAAGCCCUGGAUUAUUAGCCGAGGGCCUAGCGGCUACUCUGACCUGACCUACUGUCAAGAGGACGAGCUCUUCGGCUGCCUCCUGGAGUGUGGGGCGGAAAGCGAGUGUGAAGAAAUUGCAUUUGCCACUUUCCAUCUCAAGGAUGUGAUUGAAGCAUCUGGAGAGGAGAAGACAGGAGGUUCAGUGUCUUCUGCACCUUAGCUUGAGUUUAUGUAUAAAAGGGAAAUUGCCCUUAAUCUUGAUUUUCACAUUUAACUCUCGGGGCUCUGACUUCCUUCCCAUACGAUGGAUGUGGGUGUCGGCACCACUGAACAAUGUUCCUCAGAGUUGAAUACAUCAAUACCGCUUCCUAGCUAGAUUGCAAGCUUUUUCUUAAAAUGCUUUGAGUACACUGUUACCUGUUCUGAGCUGCUUUGAAUAUGAGGUGCACGUCACUUGUUAGUUUCAUUUAUUCUAAGCUGUUUCUGUGAAUGUUAAUUUAUCUAUAAAAUGAAGCAAAAUGAAAGCAGUCCAGCGAUCCACAAUAGCGUUCUUUGUUCCAGAUAUUAUUUUACCGACUCAAAACACAGCUGUAGAAAAGCGGAAUAUCUGCCUGUGCUGUGCACACAGGUCCGGGAGGAAGCAGCUACAGUUCACUCUGCAGGUUUUAAUGUAUCCAGUGACACCGAACAGUUACUUCCUGCUUAGAGUGCAGUAUGCUGUGUGUGCUUACUGUACAGAUAGUGCCAUCAAGGAAGUCUCAGUCCCCCCAGUAUGGGUCACAGCUCCAUCAGACUCCCACUGCUGCCAGACUGGUGAAGGCCCUGUGGAUAACCUCCACAAGCUCUAGCUGAAUGUACUGGUGCACGGCCAAUUGUCCCAAUAAUCCUUCAUAUGUCACUCACUUGCAAGAAAGAGUGCUCCAGGAAAUGGAUCCCCAUUGAACCCAGGCUACAGUAGUGUCAAGAGGCAAAUUUCCACAGUGCUGCUUUCUCCGCAACACGUCCUCAGCACAGAGCGAGGCGUUACUGCAUCUCAAAGGGAAGGAGCUAUUUUAAUGGCCAAAAAUAACCCGUGAAACUAGGCUUUGCUGAGUUAAUUCACCAGCACAUGCCUGGAAAACUUAAAACAACACAUGAGAAACUGGCAAAGACAUUCAAGUAAGGUGUUGCAUUACUCUUGUAUACAGCAUGAGUCUAUGGUUUAAAUUUCACUGCCAUCAUAAAAAUGCUUUACUACUGCAAAUAUGAAAUAUGAGCUGUGCUGAAUCAACAACUAGGUUUCUUUUAUGCAAGGUCUUGGGCGUCAGAUGCCUUCCAAACAUUAAGUAAUUCUUUGAGAU
Messenger RNA from Lepisosteus oculatus (spotted gar), 3272 nucleotides. The record is from RefSeq and is a predicted model, not a curated record. Lineage: Eukaryota; Metazoa; Chordata; Actinopteri; Semionotiformes; Lepisosteidae.